Cajanus cajan (pigeon pea) is the source of this 1887-nucleotide messenger RNA. RefSeq names its product nuclear transport factor 2. Gene Ontology annotation, cellular component: cytosol; ribonucleoprotein complex. NCBI's taxonomy places the organism in Eukaryota, Viridiplantae, Streptophyta, Magnoliopsida, Fabales, Fabaceae. Gene Ontology annotation, molecular function: mRNA binding. The record is from RefSeq and is a predicted model, not a curated record.
GUCGAUAAACCACAGGUAUCAAUAAACCAGAUUGUUGUUGUGAAAAACCAAAUCAAAUAAACAAACAUUUUUUUUGUUCCAACGAGCAAAAACAUCAUAAAAAGUUCGCCUAUAUAUAUUCAAUAUUUUGGCCCUCACACUUGACAGAGAUCUGAUUGCCCUCAACAGCCUCCACUCACACACACCCUUUCCUCUCUCCCUCUGAGCAUUUCAUCGCUCCCUCGGAGAGAUGGCAGUGUCGGAUGGAUCACCAACCCCUCAGAUGGUUGGCAAUGCUUUUGUGGAGCAGUAUUACUCUAUACUGCAUCAAGAGCCAGAUCAAGUUCACAGAUUUUAUCAUGAGUCUAGUGUCCUAAGUCGACCUGAAGAAGAUGGUUCCAUGACAAUGGUGACAACUACUGUGGAAAUUAAUAAAAAGAUACUCUCUCUGGAUUACACAAGCUUUAGGGUAGAAAUUCUGAGUGCUGAUGCCCAGCCUUCAUACAAGGAUGGGGUAAUGGUUGUAGUGACUGGCUGCUUAACUGGAAGCGACAAUCUGAAAAGGAAGUUUACUCAGUCCUUUUUCCUAGCUCCACAGGACAAAGGCUACUUUGUUUUGAAUGAUGUUUUCAGAUAUGUUGAUGAGUAUAAGGCAGUUGAUAUUGAGUCUGUGCCGCCAGUAAAUGAUGCUGAGGAAAGUGCUCCAACAGAUGCUUUUACCCCAGAGCCUGAGCCCAUUAAUGUUGCUGAAGAUGUUGCACCUAUUCAAACUGCUGUUGUUGAUGCUGACAUUAAUGUCACCCAAGAAGUCAGCAAACCACUUGAGAAUGGAAGCGUAUCAGUUACUGAAAAGGCGGUUCCUGUUAGUCAUGUUAAGGAAUCAAGUCAUCAGGAACAUCAUUCAACUGUUGAGAAAGCUGCUUCUAAUCCACAGGAGGAUACUCCAAAGAAGUCUUUUGCUUCUAUUGUGAAUGAACUGAAACAAAAUGCUGCUCCCUUCCAUGUGAGGGCUUCCCCUGUGAAAACUGUAGAACAACCACGUGUAUCUAGCAUGCCUGCACCAGAAGCCCCAGCUCCUAGCUCUGACAGUCCAACAGAAAAGAAUAAUGAGAAUGGAGGCAAGGCAUAUGCAAUAUUUGUUGCAAAUUUGCCCAUGAAUGCUACAGUAGAACAACUGGAACGUGUUUUCAAGAAAUUUGGGACCAUAAAACGUGAUGGUAUUCAAGUUAGAAGUAAUAAGCAACAAGGAUCUUGUUUUGGUUUUGUGGAAUUUGAAUCUGCUACUUCAAUGCAAAGUGCACUUGAGGCUUCUCCUCCUGUUACAUUGGACAACCGUAGACUUUCAAUUGAAGAAAGACGAGCUAAUAAUGAUAGGGUGAGAUAUUCAUCAGGAAGGAGUGGAUACAGAAAUGACAGAAAUGAUAACUUCAGAGGCCGUGGCAACUUCGGUGGUGGCCGUGGUGGCGGGUAUGGAAGUAGGAAUGAUUUUGAGAAACGGGGUGAGUUCUCGGGACGACCUCGAGGAGGCAAUAAUGGUGGACGUAGCAAUGGAGACGCUGUGCCAAGGAAUUAUCAGAAUGGAGGAAAAGUCGCUCGUCAACCAGUGAAAGUUCAGUAAAGUUCUACUACUUAUUGUUUGGGAAUUGAGUGACAACGGAAUUUUCUUUAUUAUUAUAGAUAGCGGCAUCUAGGGUUUUUGGUUUUCAACUGCAUUAGAGUCUUUUUUCUUUAUAGUUGUCAUGAUCCUUUCGAUUAAGAGUUUUUUGGUUAAAUCACAUGAUUCCCCAUACCUACUUCUCUCCUAUACUUUCUUUUCUUAUUUUUUCCAAUUUUGUUACAUUUUGUAUCUAAUAUUCCGGAAUAAUUGUUUGGAAUCGGUUAAAAUUAUAUGCCAUUUUUUUUAUAAAA